GCUGCGCUUCUACUUUUUUACUCUUUGCACCGUUACCUGCAUACAGAAGAGACGCGUGUUUUCGCCACGGUUCCACGUUUUUUUUUCUUAGUUUUUUAUUUUAUUUUACUUUUUAUUUUCUAAAGAAAAUAUUUUGUUUUCUUCUUCUUAAGUAGAUAAAUCAUGACUGGACGUGGGAAAGGCGGCAAGGGUCUGGGCAAGGGCGGCGCGAAACGCCACCGCAAGAUCCUGCGCGACAACAUCCAGGGCAUCACCAAGCCUGCCAUCCGUCGUCUGGCUCGUCGUGGUGGUGUCAAGCGUAUCUCUGCCAUGAUCUACGAAGAAACCCGCGGCGUGCUGAAAUCCUUCCUUGAAUCCGUCAUUCGCGACGCGGUCACGUACACCGAGCACGCGAAGCGGAAGACCGUCACGUCGCUGGAUGUCGUGUAUGCGCUGAAGAGACAGGGUCGCACGCUUUACGGGUUUGGCGGAUGAAAAGAAAAAGAAAAGAAAACAAGAAAAG
Histoplasma capsulatum G186AR is the source of this 502-nucleotide messenger RNA. Its product is annotated as histone h4. Gene Ontology annotation, molecular function: DNA binding; structural constituent of chromatin; protein heterodimerization activity. The transcript has 3 exons. The record is from RefSeq and is a predicted model, not a curated record. NCBI's taxonomy places the organism in Eukaryota, Fungi, Ascomycota, Eurotiomycetes, Onygenales, Ajellomycetaceae. The coding region runs from base 163 to 474 and encodes 103 amino acids. Gene Ontology annotation, cellular component: nucleosome. Gene Ontology annotation, biological process: nucleosome assembly.